AAAAAUGGAAAUGUCAGAGCAGUGUAAAAAUUUUUGUGAAAAUGUAAUCACUGAAAAACUCAAGCACUCAAAAAUUAAGAAUUCAAUUCCAACAAAAUGCAUCUAUUACAUGAACACACGGCUAUGUUAAAUGUAACUGAUAUUGGAAAAUUUAACAUUAGUAUAAGAGAUGCCUCAUCAGACAACUUCGAACUAAAGGAGAAGCGAUCUUCGAACGCUUCCAUUUUGUUAAUGAACCCGGUGGCGAGUGGGGACAACAUGGCGACGGAUAUAAGCGGGACUCAAAAAAUAAAAGAAGAGGUACCGCCGCUGGUGCCGUGCUGCGAAGGCAGAGAACUACAGAUUAAUGCUGAUUUGGUGCGCAGUGGACUCUCAGCGAUCUCUGUAAAACACGAUGGCCUAGUUCAGAGUUUGAGCAUGUCAUACGCCUGUGAAAAAUUACAAGUACCUCCAGGGUUAAUGAAGCAUCGAAAUUCGUUUAGAUGUCUGCAUCGCCCUGACUUGAAGCGGGUUCCGUACUUGCGUCGAAUGACAGCAGAUGAGCUAGAAACUCUGUUCCGAGGUUACGCAGAUUUACCCAAAAAGGGGCCUAAAAAAGAGAACCAUAAGAACAUAUUACGGGUACCAAAGCCGCCUGACGAGAUAUCCAAGAGCAAACUAGAAAAGACAGAUGUUAAUGUAGAUGACGGAAAUGUUCUCCACCCUAUCCCUGAGAUGCGCACCGGCUCUGAAGAUGUGCCCGCUGGCUUGAGGCUGCAUGGGGCUCGCGCCAGGCUGUACACCUCCAUACUUGCGGGAGACAAAACUGGAGACCAGCUAGGAGAUGCAAGCGCUAUCGAGGACAUUGACAAUCGGGUUGCAGAAGACAUUUUGCCGGAAGACGAAAUUCAACUUAACGAGGAAUUACAAAUAAUAUUACCACCUAGGUGCGAUGACGUCACCGCUGAUUCUUCUACAACUAGUUCGAUGAGGAACUGUUCGAGCAAAUUGUAAUAGCAAUAUUAUGUUCGGUGCAAAGUAACAAAUGAAAAUCGGUAUUGUGACUCGACGUUUAAUGACAAGGAUCGUGGCUAAUACUAGAAGGGGACUUGGGAAACUAAUGAUGUAUCUGACUUGGUUAUUGAACGAUUUUUUAAGUUACUAAUACUACUGGACUACUCGCAAUGUAUGCAAAGUAAUUUUGCAUACAUUGCGAGAAAGUAACACCAUUGGAAAACGUUUAGUUUAUUUUUAAUUAGUUAAUUAAUAAGCGGGGAAGUGACUUAAAUAUUGAAUAUAUAUUUUUUGUCCAAAAAAAAACGUUGAAAUUAGGAGAAAAAUAAACAACUACAAUCAUUA
Molecule: messenger RNA, 1338 nt
Organism: Danaus plexippus (monarch butterfly)
Lineage: Eukaryota; Metazoa; Arthropoda; Insecta; Lepidoptera; Nymphalidae
Exons: 6
Coding region: 97-993 (298 amino acids)
Source: RefSeq, a predicted model, not a curated record